GUUGUCUCUUUUGUUGAUAGUUCCAAACUUCUCUCUGAUACAUAUUUCCACUGACGCUGAGUUUUGGUGUGAUUCUAUUGGCGUAGGGAAGGUGAAAGUAAACUUGAGGGGGAACAUGGUUGCUUUCAUGCAAAUACAAGGGACAACACAAAAAGAGGAACCGAUGUGAAAUGAGAAACAAGACAUUGUUCAACCAAUUGUGAGAGUUGAUUCACACCGAGACGAGAUUGGCAAAACGGACUACUCUAGUUCCGAAAUAUAUGAUUAUCGAUAGAGAUUUCUGAACUAGAUGAGAGCGGUCGGUUUGUCUCUUCUUCCACUGAAAACUAUUGAAACAACUUAUUGUCUCUGCGAAAACAUCGUAGGAAUCGGUAAAGAGGCGGGCGUUUGUAAGUUUUGAGAUAAAGAUACAGUAGUCUCGUUUACGUGGACGAAGAAAUUCAUCUCAGGUUAUUCCGGAAGCUGCUGAAUAGAACGCAGACAGACUAGAGAUGGGUGACUGGAAUCUCAGCAUUGGGACUUUGAGUGAAGGAGCUCAGAGCAGGUUAGCUGACAUGCUGGAUAAUGCUAAAUGUGGAUGGAGACAACUUGCCAAUGUUGUCACUGAGGAACCUCGAUUCCGCUGCAGUGAGAAUGAGAUGACCAGCUGUUCGCUCCAGGUGCUCAGCCCGACAGGCAGCCCCAGCCGCUACCUCCUAGAGAGGCUAUCUGAGCGCUCCUGCACCCUGGGCUUUCUGCUGCACUGCCUGAAGAAGAUGGAGCACCAUGAAGCUGUGCAGUACCUCACUGCUAACGUGAUGGAGCGGUUUCAGAUCACAGUGCAGCCCCAGGCCCAGCAUGCUACAGAGGGAGGCAGGGUUGUGCUGGUCUGUAAGGCCAUUGGUCCUGCUGCUAUGGGCUACCAGUGGUUCAAAGGCAAAGAAGAGGUGCUGGGUGGAAGUGGUCCAGAGCUGGUCCUUUGCCCUUUAACCCCAACCCACCAGGGACACUACAUCUGCCGGGUCAACCAUGGAGAGAACUUUGUCUUCUCCCAGUGGGCACAUGUCCGCAUUGUCAGGUCAGCCGGCUCCAGCACAGGUGUCAGUAGCAGCUUCUUCCCCACCUCAGUGAGUGGAGUGCGUAUUGUUCGUCAGCCCCGGCCCCAGGUAGUAGCUGAGGGGGACUCCUUGUGCCUGGACUGCUUUGCUGAGGCCAACCCUCCUCCUCAGUACCAGUGGUACCACAAUAAACAACCAAUGCCAACGGGCAAGAUAAGCACCCUGAGGAUACUGUGUGUGACCACAGCAGAUCGAGGAAUGUACAGCUGCAGGGUGUUCAAUCUGUACCAUGAGGUGUGGAGCGACCAGGUCCAUGUCAAAAUAGACCCUGGUUCCUCCAUUGAUGCCUCCUGGGGAGAAAUAGACCCUGCUGCCACACCUAGCCCUGCCAGGCAGAUAAGUAAAUUAUAUGCCACGGACAAGGUGGCUCUUCUGAUGGGCAACAUGAACUACCUGCACCACAGGCCUCUGCGAGCGCCCAUGGCUGACGUGCACGAGAUGACCAACCUGCUGCGCCAGCUGGACUUCAAGGUGGUUUCUCUGCUGGACCUCAACUGGCAGGAGAUGCACAGCGCUGUAACUGAGUUCCUACUGCUGCUCGACCGCGGCGUCUAUGGGCUUCUGUACUUUGCGGGUCAUGGUUAUGAGAACUAUGGGAACAGUUUCAUGGUGCCCAUUGAUGCCCCGGCUUCUUAUACCUCAGAGAACUGCCUGUGGGUGCAGGAUGUGCUACAGCGGAUGCAGGAGCGAGAGACGAGCCUCAAUGUAUUUCUAUUGGACAUGUGUCGCAAAAGAAACUUGAACGACGGCGUCCCUCCACAGCCAGGGCAACUGAAAGUGACCGCAAACAUAGUGUUUGGUUAUGCCACGUGUGUGGAUGCAGAGGCCUUUGAGGUGAACAAAGACGACCUGUCCAAUGGAAUCUUCAUUAAUUUCCUCAAACAGAGAGUCAUGGAGGACGAGAAGGUCACUGUCAUGCUGGACAGGGUGGCCGAAGACAUGGGUCGGUGUGAGAUCACACGAGGGCGUCAGGCUCUAGAGUUACGCAGUAAUCUUUCUGAGCGGCGUGCUCUCACUGACCGCAUCCAGAGCUCCGGCUGCCCGGAGACCACCUCGGCACGCAACCUGCAGUGGGCCAUAGCACACGUUCUUCCAAAGAGCCGUAACCUGCAGUUUGACUGUGGCGUAACAGUGCAGCUGGGCUUCGCAGCAGAGUUCUCCAACAUCAUGAUCAUCUACACCCGAAUAUUGGAGAACCCCAAGGAAAUUGCGUCCUGCUCGGCCCAUCUCACAGACUUCACUGAGGGUUUGGAUAUGGAUCUGAAGAUGAGUAAUCAGGAGAACCUCCUAGAUGCAGGGAGUUUACUGCCAAUGGAGAUCCUCCUGCCUGCAGAGCUUCCAGGCCUCUACACCCGCCUGAAGGGACUGCAGAGGCUUAAGAAGGAGUUGACAUUCACUGUGUGCCUUCAGUAUAAGUAUACAAACUUGGAUGAGGAGGUCCAUGAGAGGCAAACUGUCACUGUGGGCAAACCACUGGUAUCCAAACUCAAUCUCCACGAACCUCGGCUUCCCCGCUCCUACUCGGCCUCCUCCUCAUUCGACCUUCACUCCUUCAGCCAUUCCUCCUCCUUCCCAGAGGGCUUUGGGCCAAGCUUCCCUGCCUCAGAGACUUCCUCCAUUGGCUCAGCCUCCACCACCUGGUCAUAUUACUCACAGCCAGGAGUGUCUGCCACCCCAUCUUCGCCCGGGAAGUUAAAUCUACCUGUGGAGGAUGACAGUCCAGAGUUGUUUGAUUCUGACGCCCCCCAGCCUCUCACCACAAGCAAAAGCCUGCCUCAUGGUCAAGUAGAGGACCUCACAUAUCGGUUCAGUAACAUGCACAACUUCCAUUCAUGUUAGUCAUGUCAAUUUGCAGUGUUGUAAGCCGUGCAACCCAUUGUUUUUUGUCCACAGACCUACACAUUAACUUAUAGUGCAACUUACUUUACAACAAAUUGAUCCCAUGACCUGCAUUGUUUAUAUGUUAAAGAAUAUGUAUAGAAAAACUGAUGUAAUCUCAUUUUUUUUAGCUCAUGUAAUGGGUGUUUGUCUUAAUGUUAUGAACAUAUAGUGCCUUAAAGCAUAACCAUUUGGGCAUGCUGUUAAUACAUUUCUUUCACAUCUUUCACAUGGUGGAUUUAACUUUCUUUUUUUUUAAACAGACAUAAAUAACUUAUUAAAAUGUGUUUGAACAUUUUGA
Oncorhynchus keta (chum salmon) is the source of this 3276-nucleotide messenger RNA. RefSeq names its product mucosa-associated lymphoid tissue lymphoma translocation protein 1 homolog. NCBI's taxonomy places the organism in Eukaryota, Metazoa, Chordata, Actinopteri, Salmoniformes, Salmonidae. Gene Ontology annotation, molecular function: cysteine-type endopeptidase activity. The record is from RefSeq and is a predicted model, not a curated record. Gene Ontology annotation, biological process: proteolysis. Bases 492 to 2936 code for a protein of 814 amino acids. The transcript has 17 exons.